Messenger RNA from Elephantulus edwardii (Cape elephant shrew), 723 nucleotides. RefSeq names its product oxidoreductase HTATIP2-like. Gene Ontology annotation, biological process: import into nucleus. Gene Ontology annotation, cellular component: cytoplasm. Lineage: Eukaryota; Metazoa; Chordata; Mammalia; Macroscelidea; Macroscelididae. Bases 1 to 723 code for a protein of 240 amino acids. The transcript is spliced from 5 exons. The record is from RefSeq and is a predicted model, not a curated record.
AUGACAGAGGUGCUACCCAAGCUUCAGGAAGACUUCAGGAUGCAGAAUAAGUCCGUCUUUAUCCUGGGUGCCAGUGGUGAAACUGGCAAAGUGCUCUUAAAAGAAAUCUUGGAACAAAACCUGUUCUCCAAAGUCACGCUCAUUGGCCGGAGGAAGCUCACCUUUGAGGAGGAAGCUUAUAAAAAUGUGAACCAAGAAGUUGUGGACUUUGAAAAACUGGAUGAAUAUGCGGCUGCUUUUCAAGGUCAUGAUGUUGGAUUCUGUUGCCUGGGAACCACCAGAAAAAAAGCUGGGGCGGAUGGAUUUGUUCGUGUUGACCGAGAUUAUGUGAUGAAGUCUGCAGAGCUGGCAAAAGCUGGAGGAUGUAAGCAUUUCAACCUGCUGUCCGCUAUAGGAGCUGAUAAGUCAAGCAGCUUUUUGUGCCUACAAGUUAAGGGAGAAGUGGAAGCCAAGGUUGAAGAAUUAAAAUUUGAUCGGUACUCCAUAUUUAGGCCUGGAGUUCUAUUAUGUGAUAGACGAGAGUCUCGCCCAGGUGAGUGGUUGCUCAGGAAAUUCUUCGGUGUCUUACCAGAAUCCUGGGCUAGUGCACACUCCGUGCCUGUGGUGACCUUAGUGAGAGCAAUGCUGAAUAAUGCCGUGAGACCAAGUGACAAGAAGGUGGAACUGCUGGAAAACAAGGCCAUCUACGCCCUGGGGAAAGCCGACGAAGCUCCCAAGCCAUAA